Molecule: messenger RNA, 5338 nt
Organism: Frieseomelitta varia
Lineage: Eukaryota; Metazoa; Arthropoda; Insecta; Hymenoptera; Apidae
Product: A disintegrin and metalloproteinase with thrombospondin motifs 7-like
Exons: 17
Coding region: 1188-4781 (1197 amino acids)
Biological process (GO): proteolysis; extracellular matrix organization
Cellular component (GO): extracellular matrix
Molecular function (GO): metalloendopeptidase activity
Source: RefSeq, a predicted model, not a curated record
GUUCUCUCUGUUAAACGUAACCGAGCCGUGGAGGAGGCGGAAAAGAGAGGCGAGAUCGAGCCGCGUAGUAGUCAGACGUAAUCCGUGUAUCGCGUACUUACGUAUAUACGUAGAUAGGAGUCGAGCCGAGAGAGUCCGCUAUAUUGGUGGCCAGAGGGGGCAGAAGGAGGAGGAAGGGGAGCGCGCACAGGGCCAGCCGAUCGAGAAGAGAGACCAAGACAGAGAAACAGCGAACAGGGAUACGGAGCGGAGAGGACCGUGUAUACGUAGCAUCGGAAGAGUGUACCACCAGACCGCUAGUGUUGUGACGGCGAUCGUGCCCACGACUUCUCUGCCGGACCUGGUAUCCGUGUUCCGUCAUUUCUGUUUCCCUCUCUUUCUCUCUCUUCUUCUCUUUCUCUUUUCUGUUUCCCUCUCUUUCUCUCUCCCUGUCAGCCUGUCUAUCCUUCUUUCUCGUUCGCUCCGUUUCCAUCUCCGUACCUGUUUCUAUCUCCCUCUGUCACUUCCACCCAUCUGUCACCGGUAAUAUUACUUUCCUCCGCGACUAUUAUCCACCUUCUUCACUCCUCCCUUCGACCUUCUUCGCCCUUUUUCACCUUCGUGCUCACCGCCACAUCGUUUCCCCGUCUUUUUUUUUUCUCCCUUUCCCUUGCAUCGUGUCGGUUUCUCUCGUCGGUGAUUCUUUUCCUUCGCUUCUCUGUCGAUUUCUUCCCCCACGCCCUGCCACGGCCGUCUAGCUGGCGGUGGUCCCUCGUACUGCCCCUACUCGCGCGUAUCGGGCCCUCCCCCACGAGCACCUUUUCAAGGCGCGCGUUUUCGUGAUCCACAUAGCCACUUCCGGCGAAAAGUGAACUGCUAGGUGAUGAACCGGCGGAGCUGGUGAACCGCCACCACCGCCACCGCCGCACGCGAAUCAUCGAAAGGAAGUGGCUGCGGGGGAGGCAUAGGCUGCUCCCAGUGUCGAGAGAUAGCCAGUGUGUCGCAUCCUCGUCGCGAUCGUUUGUGCGAAGAACGUGUGCGCGCAGGUGUUUCGGAAUAGUGUCGCGCACCACUGUUACCACGUGUCCAUCGGGACGACACGAUUCACCACCACGGAUCAAAGAGCGACGACGUAAAGAGCGGAAGCUUGCCCGCGUAUUGGCCGUCGUGUACUUGUUUCAAGGUGCGCUUCCGGUCUGACCGCAACCAUGCAUUAUCCACUGAUGCUUCAAGCGUUCAUCGUUGUUGUGCACAUCGUGCCUGAUGCCCGUCUCCAUCGACAAAACGUCAAAGGCAUAUAUACCUUGGAGAAGCACGUUCACGGGCACGAGAUAGUGAUACCUCGGAAGGUGACUCACCGAGGAGAGCUUAUCUCGCACAACGUGACCCACCAUCAUCACGAGGAUGGGCGAAUGGUGCACUAUCGAUUGUCGGUGGCCGGUAACGAGUACCAUAUCGAGCUGACGGCCGUGGACAACUUCAUCGGGCCAGGGAUGGUCGUCGAAAGACGGAAACGGAACGUACAUGUCCGCAGCCGGCCAAAAAAUCGCUCGAGCAAGUGCCAUUAUCGAGGUUUCAUUCAGGGACAUCGGAAUUCCCAGGUUGCCUUGUCCACCUGCGACGGUCUGGCGGGCAUGCUGCGUGGCGAUCACGGGGAGUUCUGGUUGGAACCAGUCGCCGUGUCCCCGGAAGAAGAACGAGCCCGGCUGGAGGUUCGGCUGGAAGACGCCGGCGCCGAGCUCUACCGGAACUCGGCGCUCGGCAGGCCGCAUCUCGUGUUCCGCAGGUCCGUCGAGCAGCCGCAGCUCGAAAUCGGCGCCACAGGCCGCACCAGACGCCGACGAAAAAAGAAGAGAAAACUGGAGAGAAACUGCGGCACUCGCGAGCCGAGGCGGCUGACGGAAACGCGGCUCGAGUGGCAAACGCAGCCGGGGCUGGUGCAGGUUCAAGGACGGGGCCGAAGAAAACACCAUCAGACGAAACGAUGGCAACGCUCCAAGAGAUCGAUCAGCCGGCCGCGUCACGUCGAGGCGCUCGUUGUCGCUGACACGACGAUGAUGGCUUUUCAUCAGGACGGCGACGUCGAGACGUAUCUGCUGACCAUCAUGAACAUGGUGUCGUCCCUCUACCUCGAUCCGACCAUAGGGAAUUUCAUUAACGUCGUCGUGGUCAGGAUUAUCCUUGUCGAGGAGGACGACGCGGAAGUACGUGCGAAUUACGCCGGUGAUGAGGGGCUGGACAUCACGGUGAACGCGGACAGGACGCUGUACAAUUUCUGCAAAUGGCAACAGAAACUGAAUCCCGCGGACGACUCGCAUCCGAAUCACCACGACGUGGCGAUUCUGGUGACGAGGGAGGACAUCUGCUCGAGGGCGAACACGCCGUGUAGCACUCUGGGAGUGGCCCACGUAGCCGGUAUGUGCCAGCCGGACCGCAGCUGCAGUGUCAACGAGGACAAUGGGAUCACGCUCGCGCACACCAUCACCCACGAAUUGGGACACAACUUUGGCAUGUACCACGAUACGGAAAAAAUCGGGUGCAGCAAACGGGACGGCGACACCCUGCAUGUAAUGACGCCGACUUUCGAGGUGGACACCAUUGGCGUCGCCUGGUCCAGAUGCUCCAGAAGGGACAUCACCAACUUCCUGGAUCAAGGAAAAGGCGAGUGUCUGGAGGAUGAACCGGCAGACAAUGAUUACUCGUAUCCAGACUUACCACCUGGCGCAAUGUACAACGCGGAGCACCAAUGCAGACUUCAAUUCGGUGUUAGGGAAGCUUCCGUUUGCUCCCCGUUGCAGGAGAUCUGCUCGAAAUUAUGGUGCAUCGUUGAUGGCACUUGCACAACCAUGCUUCAUCCGGCUGCCCCGGGGACACACUGUGGCAAACAUAUGUGGUGCCAGAACCAGGAAUGCGUGCCGAUUGUGGACAGACCUCGCCAGAUCGACGGUGGAUGGGGCGAGUGGGGCUCUUGGAGCGAGUGUUCGAGAACCUGCGGUGCAGGUGUCUCGAUCGUCGAGCGGAAAUGCGAUCACCCGGAGCCAGCGCACGGCGGGAAGUUCUGCAUCGGUGAAAGACGCCGAUAUAAGAUUUGCAACACCGAUCCGUGUCCGGAGGAAACGCCCAGCUUCAGAGCAGUCCAGUGCAGCAAUUACGACGGCAAAGAAUACAAAGGGAAGAAUUACACCUGGCUGCCGUAUUUCGAUCAAACGGAGCCCUGCGAGCUAUAUUGCACCGACACAGAGGAGAGCGUGAUCGUUCCAUGGGGCGAAGCCGCUCUCGAUGGCACACCCUGUAACGUUGGCACCAGAGAUAUGUGCAUCGCUGGAAUCUGUCGAAAAGUUGGCUGCGAUUGGACGGUCGAUUCGGAUGCCACGGAAGAUCGUUGCGGAGUCUGUCAUGGCGAUGGGACUCAAUGCGAAACAACAGGCGGAGUUUACGAUAAAAAUGACGGUCCAGGAUAUAAGGAAGUGGUCGUUGUUCCCAAUGGAUCGAGAAACAUAAAAAUCGAGGAGAUUGGUAACAGCAAGAAUUAUAUUGGGAUAGGCGUGCCAAAUUCUGACAAAUACUUCCUUAACGGAAAACGGCAGAUCACUUUAGCAGGAGAAUACCAAGUUGCCGGAACUCCAGCUCUGUAUGAACGCGAUCGUGAUAAAGAAAAGGUCAGAAUUCCUGGACCUAUCAAAGAAGACAUCGCAGUCUAUUUGAUUUCCAGAGGACACUAUCGGAAUUUCGGACUACGAUACGAGUACACAGUGCCGAAGAAGGAACCUGAUCGAGCACCAGAAUAUUCGUGGGUACUUUCCGACUGGUCACUGUGCACGGCCACUUGUGGUGGCGGCACGCAAACCUCGAAAGCACUUUGCAACGAAAAGAAGAGCGGGGUCGUCGAGGACCACUUUUGCGAGAGCAUCGGAAGACCGGAAUCGAUUUUGCGGGAAUGCAAUCUGAAUCCGUGCCCAGCCAGAUGGUGGAUCGGUCCAUGGCAAAUGUGUCCGGUAACGUGCGGAGAGGGUGCUCUUCGAAAACGAUCGGUAAUGUGUGUCUCUUCAGGAAUGGGUCCUGAUAAAUCGGAUUUGGCUCUGCCCGAUCGAGACUGUAAUCGCGACGUGAGACCUGAAGAAGUCAGUCCAUGUCCAAAUUUGCCACCUUGUAGCUCCACCGAGCCACCAUUGAUCGUCUACGCAGACAACAAAGACGCAUCUUUUUACAAUGUGAGCUCGAACGAUCAGAGUGGAAUCACGAUCGUUGAUGGUCUUACUACUGAGGAGCCGGAGAUCCUCGAAUUCGAUAAUGUGGUUGAUGAAAAUCCUGAUAAUUCAAUGUACAAUACUAAGUCAAAGUGGAUCGUUUCAAAAUGGAGCCAUUGCACGAAUGGGAAGAGAAGUAGAAAAGUGACCUGUUCGAUGCAAGGAGAUUGUAAUCCAGAAACCAAGCCGGCCACCAUCGAACUUUGUCAAGGUGGCAGAUGGGUCACUGGAAGAUGGGGAUCUUGCAAUGCAAGUUGUUUUGUGAAAGUCGGCAUUAAACGCAGGGAAGUCGAGUGUCGUGAUCGUAUAACAGAAUUGUUGUCCGACGAUUGCAACCCUGAGAGAAGACCAAUCGAUACAAGACGUUGUUAUCAUAGGCGGCAGUGCGCGAACGAUAAAUCCGAAUGUAAGGAUACUAUCGUACCAGCUUCAAUGUGUGGAUCAUAUAGACGCAUAUGCGAUAUGUCAUUGAUUGUGCAGGAUAAAUGUUGUGCCACGUGUUUCAGAAAACGAAGACAUAAUCGUCAUAACAGAAGACAGAUUCUUAAUCAUUGACAAGUCGAAAAUACAACAGCUAAAUUGAUCAAUCUCCGCUUCUUUGUCGUGAGAACAUUUCUAGAUCCACUCUUAAACAGGAUCCGUCCUACAUUUGUACUUGUUUCGAAGAUAAACUUGCUGGAAAACUAUGCAAACGUAUUUCUACACGGCUAAAUUAUAAAUUAAACUAAAUAUUUUAAUAGAAUUAAAUUAAAUAACAAUAAAAAGGUGAUGAAAAUUCGAAGCGCACUUAACAUUCCAAUAUAAAUGACAUUGCGGUGUUGUACUCUAAAUUCUGAAUGUUUCAUAAAUUUUAAUUUCUAUCUAAAGUGUCUCAAUAAGGAAAUUAACAAUAUUGUAGAUAAAUCAUUCGUAACUCUUCUAGUUUUAGCAAUAUAACGGUGCAAAUAUAAAAAUUAAUAAAAUUUGCAAGAUGUACAAAUGUAUGUAAGAUAUGAAGAUAUAUCGAGUUCCUAUAUAUAUAUAUGUAUGUAUAGAAUAUAUACAAAAUCUCGAUAUAUUUUUGAAUUACAUAUGACGUUACCCAAUCUCAUAUUUUAUUAUCCUACACAUUA